Molecule: messenger RNA, 1285 nt
Organism: Poecilia latipinna (sailfin molly)
Lineage: Eukaryota; Metazoa; Chordata; Actinopteri; Cyprinodontiformes; Poeciliidae
Product: cellular retinoic acid-binding protein 2-like
Exons: 4
Coding region: 222-650 (142 amino acids)
Molecular function (GO): lipid binding
Source: RefSeq, a predicted model, not a curated record
GUGUCUUCGCUUGCCAUUCAUUUUAAGCGCAGCAGCUUUGACCUAGCAUCACACAGUUAGAGAUAAGAAGAGCUGUCAGACGCAGUCGCUCAGACUGAGCUCAAUCAAAGCAUCCUGCAGGCUUCAGGUCAGGCGGAAUAACUGGAACUUAUAUUUUACGCGCGGAAGAACUUGGACCUGUCAACUUACUUUAAUUAAUUCAUAACCACCUGCAGCCGAAGAUGGAGCGCAAAUUCCCCGAUUUCUCUGGUACCUGGGAAAUGAAAAGCUCGGAAAACUUUGAAGAGCUUCUGAAAACUCUGGGGGUGAAUGUGAUGCUGCGUAAGAUUGCAGUGAAAGCCGCCUCGAAGCCGCUGGUGGAGAUCUCGCAGGACGGGGAGACGCUGUCCAUCAAAACGUCCACCACAGUCCGCACCACUCACAUCAACUUCACCGUGGGCCAGGAGUUCAAUGAGGCAACCGUGGAUGGCCGCCCCUGCACGAGUUUUCCACGUUGGGAAACAGACAGCAAGAUCAUCUGUGAGCAGACUCUGCACAAAGGAGAAGGUCCCAAGACGUCUUGGACCCGAGAGAUCACCAGUGACGGCAAGCUGAUCCUGACCAUGAGGGCGGACGAUGUGAUUUGCACCAGAGUCUACGAACGACAAUGAACAACAGCACUUCUCACCUUUUUUUUUUUUUUUGCCCUUCCAGUUCCUCUCUCCUCUUCAACGCUCCCCCUUUCUGUGUGCUGGGAGACACCAAUCUGAAGAUUUAUUCCAGUUAAUCUGUUAGCUCCACCAUAUAAUAUUAAUGUGGUAACUGUAUUUAGCAUGUCACAUUUAAAAUCUGAGCUUCUGUCUUCGUUUUCCUUGCGCGUUUUCUGACCUGACCAGCUCCAUUUUGGGUGAUGCAUCGAGUCGCUAAAUUGCAGCUCGUGCAUUUGUUGUCUGUGCGUGUGUGUGUGCGCUUGUGUGUGUGUGUGUGUGUGUGAUUGAGGGUUGUGCAGCAACAGCAGGCGAGAUGUGAGACUAUAUUUGUAGAUGUGUAAGCCAAUCCAUGAGCUCUUCCUUUAUCAGGUCAGUUUUGACGUCUGUCCUCUCCUCUUUCUGGAGCCUUGCUCUCCUUCGCCCCAUGUAAUUUGCUUUUUGUAUUCAUUACUACACAACUUUUUACACUGUAUCUCUUUUGUAUGAAAUAAUAAGAAAACGACCCUUUCUAGGGGGAAAACAUAAACCACCUUGACGUCAGUUCUUUGGCUCUCCUGUGCAGAAAAAAAAAAAAAAAAAAAAACUAUUAAGGAGCA